AUGGAAAAGGUCAUCUCUUUGAUUUCUGACAUGCAAGCCGCCAGUGAUCGCACAGUCCGAGGCAUCCAAGUCUUCCGGGCCUUGCAGCAGGCGCCCAGGUAUUUCUUGCGGCGCGAUCUGGACCACCUCCAUGCUCUUAGUCAUGCUGUGCAUCAGCUUGAUGAGUUCUGGUCCCAUAGUUGGAAGGCAAUGGCAUGGCUGAAGUACAUCGACAUGCUCUAUCUGCACAAUGGGCUGCCAGCUCUCGUGACGGGAAUGCUCAGUGCCAUUCUUGGUGGAGCACUCUUCUGGGCUGGAGUUUUCCCAGCAUGGGAGGAUGGGUGUGGAGUUGGUGCCCACUACCUGACACUGGUGAUGUGGCAGCGGCGGCAGGUUGCAUUCCUCGACGUUGUGUGCAUCAACCAGCUUGACAUGAAGUUGAAAAUGGAAGGCAUCCUAAGCAUUGGUGCGAGACCUAUGACCAUGACCGGUGGGGCCACUGAUGAGGUUGAGCCGCCUCCCAGACGGGUGUCCUUUGAUGCAGGGGGUGGCAAUGCCACCCAGAUCGACAGUGAUGGGUUUCAGACUGUUCGCCGCCGGGGGCGCCAGAAGCCAGAUCCGCCAGAGCCGGGUCCUACCAAAGGCGGCGGAAAGGCCAACAGCUAUGCGGCUGUGGUGAGCGGGGCGGGCGCUUCUCCUGGCAAAGGGAAGGGCAAAGGCGCUCCACAGACACCCAAAGGACAGGGAAAGUCUGCGAAGACUUCCACGGUUGCGCCCGCUCGCCCUCAGCUUCGUGACCGUGACUGGAAUGGCGCAAUCUUUUCCUACGACAAGGCAGCUUCACAGCUGAACAGUUUGAACGGCUCCGUGUUAGUUCAAGUGCGGGAUGCGGAACAGGCCGAUGCAUUGAUGAUGAUGCUUACAGGUGCGGGUGCCAAGUGCUCAGCCAGAUUGGUCUGGGCAGACUCCGAGGGCAAGCUCAAGCUCCCCAUUGUUGGGGAGGGCAAGGACGGCAACGAUGUUCGCAUUCAUCAUUUUGCUUAUAUCGAUUUCCUUACGCCCGGCACGCCAUUGCCCACGUUGAAGCAUGCGCCUGCUGCUGCCAAGGCCGUUCCCACAGGCGAAGCCACGACUACCAUGCGCAUCGUCUUCGGCAAGCCUUUCUUGGAAACCGCAGAUUGGGACAGGGCCUCUUCGGCUCCGAAGGCUGCCGUCCAGAGAUGGGUGCGGGGCACUUUGAAGAGUGAUCUGCAUGGGGUUGUCAAGGACGCUUGGGGCUUCGCCCAGGAGACUCGCUUGGGCUCCCCGGCUGUGGUGGGCUUGGUUCGUGUUCCGGUCAAGACGGUGGAGACGCUCCUCAGCUUCUCGGGCGUCAAUGGCACCUUCUUGGAGCCUGCUGGGCGAGACCACAACGUUGACUGCGCCGUUCAGUGGUUCGAUACUGAGGCGAAAGAGUCCUGGCCGGAGGCUCUCAAGCGAUCGCUUGAGGCCGCUCCUCGCUUUGGCGCCUUCAUUGGCAAGCGCCAGAUCGGCUUGCGCACUGAGGCAAGUGCGAGCUCUGGCAAAGGCUUUGUGCGCUACUUUUCGCUGCAAGGCACACCUGUUGAGUGGAGCGAUGGCUUGGUCUCCAUGCUUGUCCAGGAGCAGGAGGGCAUUGAAGAGGCGGCAGUCAUCAGAAAGACAUUGAGGAAAGGCGAGGGCGAGACUAGCUACUGGAUGCUCGCUUCGAGACCUGGGUUUACGAGGGCUACCAAACCCAUUAUCGACCGGAAGCCCUUCAUCUUCAGCAAGGCGCCGCUUGUACAGCAGGGCAACAAGCCGGAGUCAAAGCAGGGCGAGGGUGGCUCUGAGGAGCCCCCCAACAAGAAGCAGGCUCUUUCGGAGAAGUUGCGCAGCAUCCCCGAUGGUGUCAAGUUGCAGGCCGUUGACGGAGACGGCAAUUGCUUUUAUGCUGUCAUCGGUCAGGCCCUGGGGAGGCUCCGCAACGAGCCCGCCUUGCCUGCCAACCGUGUCCGUGCUGAGAUUUAUGCGCAUAUGCGCAAACACCAGUCGUCGUAUGAGCCAUUUUGGAGUGGGCAGGAUUCUGUAGGCAAGGAAAUGGACAGCUUUGCCGAGUACAUUGAUCACAUGUCUGAGAACGGACGAUGGGCAGGCAGCCUUGAAGCCUACGGGGCCUCCAAGGCUUACAAAGUUGCGGUUCAUAUCAUCCCAGCGCCGAUGCGGCUUGCUAAGGCUGCAUACAACACCAGCGCUCGUGAUCGCAUCGCUCUUUGGUUUACUGAGAACCCAGGGCAUUUCGAUUGGUUGUGCCCCGUUGAAGGCAAUACCUUGCCUGACGCGCUGUGCAUGGGCCACGCUGAGGGCCACGUCACCGACUUUCCUCGUGGCGGCGGUUCCCAGGGUGCUGGUGGCGACGACUUCUCCGAGAAGACGGUCUUCACCGAGGUGGUCGUGGCAAAGCAGGAGGCGGCGGAGUCCACUGUCUUUACGCACGUUCCGACGAGGAGGGCGCAGUGUUCGGGCGAGGCGCGUGCUUCUGGCAGUGGCGAAGUGAGCAGGGAAGCUUCGGAAGCUACGUGCUUCACCGCGAGGCCGAAAGACAUCCGCAGCUACCUGUUUGCAGCGAGGAAGGCGGGCACUGAGGCUUUGACAGGGCAGCGGACGACGGCUACCUCUUCCCUGGGCUCCACCACCGAGGAGCAAGCUGCCGUAGAGGAGGUGCCUGAGCCUCCGGAGCCUGUGGCGCCGCAAGGGCGCAAGCGGUGUGUGAAGUCUGCGCGCUCCGGCUGGAAGUGCCCGGAGUGUGGUUGGAAGGCUACGGGCAGGCUUUGGGUGCAGCGAAAGCAAGCCCACGUGGACAACUACCACCCUGACCUCAAGGCGGAACUCAACCUGAAGACGGCGGCGCUGUGUGUGGUCCCUUACAACCAAGCAACCUGCUGUUGGAAGUGUCCAGUCGAUGGAUGCGACAUGGGCUUGCCGGCUACAGAAGCUUCCAAGGACGCGAGGAGGCUGGCCCGACUGCGACACAGAGAGGAGACUCACCCGGAGGCCCCUAAAGCCCUUUUCCGCCUGGCACGAGACAGGGCCGCAAACGCUCGGAAGGCUACGACUGCCAAGCUCAGUGCAGGGGUUGCUCGGCGUCUUCACCAAGUUCGCGCUGGCAAGGCUGGAGAGCACGACGUCGUGUUCGUGAAGCUGCCGCCGACGAGGGGGACCAAGAAGGGCAAGACGAGGAGGGCUGUGACGCAAGUCGUGUGCACGCGGUGCAAACGCCUGGCUUCUACGGUGGUUGCGCUUGGUGGUUUUUCGUGCAAGGCGCACACUGCUGGUGCGAAGCGCCCCGCUCUUCUCAAGCGGCUGCGAACGACGCUGGAGGAGGGCUCACUCGACGAGGGCGUGCAGUCCGACGUCCGCUACCUUUUGAAGUUGCUGGAGGAGACGGACGAGGGUCCGCUUUGUCUGCAAGACGUGUGGCGGCUCUUGGACCGGCAGCGCGACGUGGAGGGCAAGGACUGCAAGCCGAGCAAGCGGCGAGCCAUCCGGGCCAAGGUUGCGGAGCUCAAGGGCAUCCAGAAGGACGGGGGCAUUGCGGGCGAUGCGGCAACGACGGUCUUGAAGUUGAUCGGCGAGAACGGAGGGGGCACGGCGGAGGACCAAGCUGCUGUCGACGAGCUGGCGAGGGGAUUGGGGCAACAUGCCUGA
Symbiodinium sp. CCMP2592 is the source of this 3684-nucleotide messenger RNA. NCBI's taxonomy places the organism in Eukaryota, Dinophyceae, Suessiales, Symbiodiniaceae. The record is from the annotation of a GenBank genome assembly.